Molecule: messenger RNA, 1347 nt
Organism: Saprolegnia parasitica CBS 223.65
Lineage: Eukaryota; Oomycota; Saprolegniomycetes; Saprolegniales; Saprolegniaceae
Exons: 6
Coding region: 1-1347 (448 amino acids)
Biological process (GO): protein sumoylation
Molecular function (GO): zinc ion binding; SUMO ligase activity
Source: RefSeq, a predicted model, not a curated record
AUGGACACGGUCAACAUUGACACGCUCAAGGGCAAGCUCCAGGGCCUGCGGAUUCCCGAGCUCAAGAUCAUCAUCAAGGCCAUGAACUUGAGCUCGUCGGGCCGGAAGCAGGAGCUCGUCGACCGCAUCUACGACAAGGUCGCGGCCUACCAAACAGGGCUGGCGCAGCAUGCGAGCCAGUCGGAGACGCACGCGACGUUCUACAAGCAGCAAAUGGCCAAGGCGAUCGCCGUCAUGAACGAGCAGUUGGGAUUUCGCGCGAGCGAGGCGCGGGGUCACGUCCAUCAUGUGCCCGAUCGCUCGCCUGUUUACAAGACGCCGAUCCACGCACUGAACCCGGUGGCGCGCCAUGGCUGGAGCAACGUGCCGUUGCAGAUGCCGCCCAACCUCCUGAACGGCGGGGCGAUCUUUAAUAACGAGAUGCAUCCGCCACCCGUGCCUGUCGCCGCGUCAAGCAUUGGGUCGGCGCGCUGCGUGUGUCACGGCCACGGCUAUCUGAGCACUGCAACGACCAAGUGCAAAUCGUGCGCGCUCGUGGUGCACGACAAGUGCCACAACCUCACGCCGGACAAUGGAGACUGGUGCUGCGAAACCUGUCGCUCCAAGUCGUUCGACCCGUUUUUCAAGGUCCUCGAUACGCUCGGGCAACCGAGUUGUCUUCGCUUCAACAUCCCCCGGUCUCAGACCUUGACGUACGACUUGACCCCGAUGGACUUGGAAGCGCUCCGGCACAAUCAAGGCACGGUUGCCGGCGCCACCGAGCUCCAACUGCGCUGCUUUGCGCUCAGCCACACCCUUGCCGAGGGCCACGAAUGGCCGACCAUGACCCAGAUUAGCGUCAACGGCUGCCCCGUGCAGAUUGUCCAGCGAGCCAACCCGGGCCAGACCAACGUAUCCAAGGUGCUUCGGGAGCUGCCACUCAACCUCGUCCUGCACUCGCGCCCUGGCCGCAACGUAAUCGACAUCCGUGGCUCGGACCAGUACGGCUUGAUGUUCGGCCUGCUCGUGCAGCGCGUCGUCCGCGAAUCCCUCGACAGCCUCGUUGAGACCGUGAUCCAAAACUCGACCAACAUCACGUACGAGGACGCCAAGCAAACCGUGAUCCAGUCGUUUGGCAACGACGACGACGACGAUAUCGUCGCCAUGUGCACGAUGCUCUCGGUGCGGUGUCCGCUCAGCCUCGGCGUGAUCCAGCUCCCGGCGCGCGGCCUUCGCUGCCAGCACCUGCAGUGCUUUGACCUCAAGACCUUUCUCAUGUUCAACAAGUCGGCGCGGUCCCGCGCGUGGAAGUGCAUCGUGUGCCACAAGUUUAUCCCGCUUAACGAGCUCCGCAUCGAUCCUUUUUGA